Molecule: messenger RNA, 312 nt
Organism: Macrosiphum euphorbiae (potato aphid)
Lineage: Eukaryota; Metazoa; Arthropoda; Insecta; Hemiptera; Aphididae
Source: the annotation of a GenBank genome assembly
AUGUACGGCGACGACAACUACCCCACUGCGGCGUGCAGUAGCGUUUCGAACACCACACCGUUUUCUAACCCCUCGGUAGAAGGGAGGGGUGCACGUGGCUUUUACUUGGCGUCGCUUUUUACCCUGCGACCGCGGCUGGUGACACGUACCACGGGCGACAUUAAUCUUGUACAAGAGUGUUGUAGUCGUCGACGUCACGGCGGUGCAGGCGGCGACGCCGUCGUCGGCCGCCGCUUUCGAUGCAGCCAAACCGCCGCCGCACCCCCUUCAAUUAUCGGACCACCGCCGUCACACACAACCUGGCCCCUCUGA